AUGACUCUCAAUCAGACUUUCUCCCUCGCAGAUGUUGCACCCCACAACACCAGCGAGUCGCUUUGGUGCAUCAUAGACUCCCGCGUCUAUGACCUGACCGACUUUUUCGAAUCCCACCCUGGCGGGGAAUUUGUGCUGCUUCAAGUCGGCGGGAAGGACGCUACUACCGAUUUCUACAGCCUGCAUCGCCAAGCUGUACUUGAAAAAUACGGAUCGCUAUGCAUCGGGGCCGUCGAGAACGAAGAAGCGCAAGUUAUCAGGCCCCACCCAGGCGAUUUAAGCAUAGUCCCCUACGCAGAGCCAGCAUGGUUAACGCCGCAAUUUGAGAGUCCAUAUUAUAACGAGUCGCAUCGGCGGUUGCAGAAGGCGAUGCGGGUCUUCACAGAUACUUGGGUUACACCGGAAGCGCAGGAGAAGGAGAUCAGUGGGGAGAGGAUUAGUCUGGGGUUGAUUCAACGGAUGGCGGACGCAAAUAUCCUUGGAAUGCGCGUCGGACCCGGACCUCAUCUUCACGGGCGGUCAAUCCUCAAUGGCGUACUUUGUGGAGAAGACGUUGACUACUUUCAUGAUCUCAUCGUGUCGCAGGAGCUUGUCCGAGCCACAGCACGUGGCUUUUGGGAUGGAAAUAUGGUCGGCAUGACGAUUUCGUUGACCGCGGUACUACAGCACGCGAGUCCCGAUUUGAAAGAAGAAGUCCAGCGAGAUUGCCUGAGUGGGAAGAAGACUAUUUGCUUAGCAGUCUCUGAAGCAUUUGCAGGGAGUGACGUUGCAAACAUCCGCACCGCGGCGGAGAAGACGCGAGAUGGUCAAUUCUACGUAGUCAACGGUACGAAGAAAUGGAUUACGAACGGGACAUGGUGCGAUUAUUUCGUCACGGCGGUCAACACUGGCAAUGGUCUCUCGGUACUUCUGAUCCAUAGAAGUGAGGGGCUAGCAACGAAAGCCAUAAAGACGUCGUAUUCGCCAGCAGCGGGCACAGCAUUCGUCACAUUUGACGAUGUGAAGGUACCAGUCCGAAAUCUUCUUGGCGAAGAAGGAAAGGGAUUGAAGGUCAUUUUGAGCAACUUCAAUCACGAGAGAUGGAUGGUGACAUGUGCGGGAGUGCGGAUGUCGAGGAUCGUGGUGGAGGAGUGUAUGAAAUGGAGUAACCAGAGGCUUGUCUUUGGUAAAAGGCUGGCGGAGCAACCUGUGAUCAGGGCAAAACUCGCAAAAAUGAUCUCCCUCGUCGAAGCAAUGCAAGCGUGGCUCGAGCAUACCACGUUCCAAAUGACACGAAUGUCUCAUGCAUCGCAAAACGAGCACCUCGCUGGACCCAUCGGACUGCUGAAAAUGUACUGCUCUCGCUGUGCUCACGAGAUUGCCGAGCUUGCAGUCCACGUAUUUGGAGGGAGGUCGUUGACCCAGACGGGGAUGGGCAGCGUCAUCGAGAUGUUCCAUCGUACAACGGAAUUCGACGCAAUUUUGGGCGGAUCGGAAGAUAUCAUUGGUGACAUGGCUGUUCGAAAAGCCAUGAAAAGGUUCCCGAAGUCUAUGUUAUAACGAGUUGAAAGAUGUUCAAUAGCACGUUGAAUAAACUUGCUAGGAACUAUUGGUCGCCUCUUUAGUCCAAUCGCAUUUUGUGAGAGACUUUCUGUACAUAAAGGCACGUGGAAAUUUGUAAAAUAUACACCAAGUAGAUUGGCAUUCGUUAGACACUUUAGCCCAAGGUUGCAGGUGGUCAAGUGACUUGAAAGUUUCAAGUUGUUACAAAU
Messenger RNA from Mytilinidion resinicola, 1751 nucleotides. RefSeq names its product acyl-CoA dehydrogenase-like protein. The transcript is spliced from 4 exons. Bases 1 to 1539 code for a protein of 512 amino acids. The record is from RefSeq and is a predicted model, not a curated record. NCBI's taxonomy places the organism in Eukaryota, Fungi, Ascomycota, Dothideomycetes, Mytilinidiales, Mytilinidiaceae. Gene Ontology annotation, molecular function: flavin adenine dinucleotide binding; oxidoreductase activity, acting on the CH-CH group of donors.